AUGGACGACGCGGAAAGAGUCGAGGUAGGCUUUCAGACGGACAAAACGGCCGACGCGGACGCACUGCUGCACCUGUCGGUGCGGUACGAGGGCCAGCGGGUUGUGCGCACGGCCCGGCUCGGCGGCCAGUGGCAGCCGGCGGCCGACGACGUGCCGGAUGAGGCGGGCGCCACCGCCAGGGUGCUGCAGCGGCUCGUGCCCGGCAAGGUGUUCACGCUGUACGUGCUCGUGGGCGACCAGCAGUUCCAUGUGGCGCUCGGCGGCACCCCGGUCGGGACGUACCCGAUCCGGGGCCCGCUCGCCGACAUCAAGGCGAUCACGAUCACGCGCGACGUGCACCAGGUGCUGUCCGUCGACCAUCGGCAGUCGUUCCCGGUGCCGUAUCCGGCGCUGCAGGGCGACGACGGUACCGCCUACUACUUCUCCAACGACGUCCCGAAACCGUUCCUGCCAGGCCACAUCAUCAUCCUGACCGCCAUCCCGUACGGCAAUCCGCGCGGCGGCUUCAUCCUGAAGUUCAACGAGAAUGGCAGCAAGCGGCAGGCACUGCACUUCAAUCCCCGCUUCGAUCCGCACUACGUGGUCGUGCGGAAUUCGCACGCGUCCGACGCGCUCGACUUCCGGCAGGAGGAACGGUCCGGCGGCUUCCCCUUCAUCAUCGACCAGCAGUUCAAGCUGGCGAUCGGGCUGGCGGAGCAGGAGUUCAAGUUCGCCGUCAACGGGAGCAGGUUCGAGACGUACGCGUACAGGGCGCCCCGCCAGCUGGACGUGCUGAACGGCUUCCGCAUCGAGUGUACCGGCGGGCUGCAGCUGGAGGUGACCGCCGUCGACCAUUACUACUCGGGCGUCCCGAGCUGUGCCGGCUUCGAGGAGUACUCCGACCCGGACGUCGACAUCAUGUAG
Molecule: messenger RNA, 903 nt
Organism: Anopheles coluzzii
Lineage: Eukaryota; Metazoa; Arthropoda; Insecta; Diptera; Culicidae
Product: 32 kDa beta-galactoside-binding lectin lec-3-like
Exons: 4
Coding region: 1-903 (300 amino acids)
Molecular function (GO): galactoside binding; carbohydrate binding
Source: RefSeq, a predicted model, not a curated record